UCUUUUCUAAUGCAACAACAGCCCAGCACCUGGGAUCCCCAAUGCCCACCCGAACCACCUUGCGUCGCCUUCGAACGAGACGAAAUCGAGAGGUUGGGGAGCUCAGGUCCCCACUUGCCAGGUUCGAGGCCAUCGUCCAAUCAUUUCUCGAGCCUGUCAAGGGAGCGGCCGGAUUUCAGGCCCUGGAUUGGGUGGGAGGGGCUGGAGAGGGGCCCCUACACCGAACAAUGGCGACACUGACCUGGGCGGGAAACACAUCUGCCAUCCUCCUCUUCUACCUUAACAGUCCCUCCCCCCUACGGAUAACCGUAUCUCCCUUCCGUCCUACACCUCUUCCUCCCCCCUGUCCCGGUGUUCCCAAGUACCCAUGCGCGCCCCAUCUCAACCCGCGUCGUUCGUGUUUUAGGAAACAAGCGUGUCUGCCCCUCGGACGUUUAAGUGGUUGCAUCUUUAGUCACGGGACCAAUCUCAAGCACGAGAAUGGAAGGCGGGGUCCUCUUCUUUGCUGCGUCUUCUUUCCACUUUUGAACGUAAACAAACAAACACUUCUCUCUCUCUCUCUCUCUUCAGGUUUCCGAAAAGAAAAAAAGCCUUGCGCGAUCCAAUCAAAGUGUCUCACCGACAAAGCCUCGGGAGCAUCCGAUUCGACAACGACGCCAACGAGACGCGGGAUAGUGUGGGCAAGGGAACCCAAGACUCGCGUCCCAAGGGGGGGUGCUAUGAUGUGAAGUAACAAGUACCCAUCACAGUAAAUCCACGCACAAGAUGUACAUAGCCAUAUAACAGAGCAAGGCACAAAAACCCCUACCAAGAACUGCCAAAACGUAGCUAGGCUCUAGUAUUGUUAAUAGUUCACCUCACACUUUAUCAGGACGAACCUCAAA
This is a messenger RNA of Colletotrichum godetiae, 884 nucleotides long. RefSeq lists its product as uncharacterized. The record is from RefSeq and is a predicted model, not a curated record. The transcript has 2 exons. NCBI's taxonomy places the organism in Eukaryota, Fungi, Ascomycota, Sordariomycetes, Glomerellales, Glomerellaceae. The coding region runs from base 42 to 728 and encodes 228 amino acids.